AUGUGCGUAUAUUGCAUUUGGUACGGGAUCCCAGAGGGAACAUCAACUCGAAUAGACAUAAAAUGGAUUAAGGAUUUUCCGAAUCCACAUCUAGGCAAAACCGCAAGAGAACUGUGCAGUACAAUCGCAGAAAAUCUAGCGUAUGCAAAAACGACGCUGAAAAAAUUCAACCUCGAUCACCGAUAUAAAGUAGUUUUGUACAAGCAGAUAGCCGAUGACCCGCUAGGUACUGCGAGGGAUAUCUACAAAUUUGCUGAAUUUUCAAUGCCACUGGAGACAGAGAAAUGGAUAUUGGAGAGCACCAGGCCGAACGGAGAUCAACUGAAAAAGGCGCUUGAAGAUCCUUUUUCACCGGUGAGGAACGCAACGGGAAAUGCUGAUAAAUGGAGGAAAGAUGAGUUCUUUGAAAGGAAUCAAGUCGUAGAGAAUGAGUGCAGAGCUCUGAUGGCUUUGCUGGGCUUAGAAAAGGUUUCUGAACCUCAG
Porites lobata is the source of this 483-nucleotide messenger RNA. Lineage: Eukaryota; Metazoa; Cnidaria; Anthozoa; Scleractinia; Poritidae. The record is from the annotation of a GenBank genome assembly.